AUGUCAGAGUUCAGAGCGUUUAGUGCUCCGGGGAAAGCCUUAUUGGCCGGUGGGUACUUGGUCUUAGACCCGAAAUAUGAAGCACUUGUAGUCGGAUUAUCAGCUAGGAUGCAUGCUGUAGCAUAUCCUUAUGAUUCCUUGCAAGAACCGGACUCCUUUGAGGUGCGUGUGAGAAGUAAGCAGUUCAACAAUGGAGAAUGGCUCUACCGUGUAAGUCCUGAAACAGGAUUCGUUCCUGUUUCAACAAGCGGAUCUAAGAAUCCUUUCAUCGAAAAAGUUAUUGCCAAUGUUUUCAACUACUUCAAGCCUAACAUGGAAGACUACUGCAGCCGAAACUUGUUCAUUAUUGACAUAUUCUCUGACGAUGCCUACCAUUCUCAGGAGGACAGCGUUACAAAAGUUCAUGGCAGCAGAAGGUUAAGUUUCCACUCUCACAGAAUUGAAGAAGUACCCAAAACAGGGCUAGGCUCCUCUGCUGGUUUAGUUACAGUUUUGACUACGGCGUUGGCUUCUUUUUUUGAACCAAAGCUGACAAAUAAUGUGGAGAAGUACAGAAACGUUAUUCAUAACUUAUCACAAGUCGCCCAUUGUCAAGCUCAAGGCAAAAUUGGAAGUGGAUUCGAUGUAGCAGCCGCUGCAUAUGGUUCUAUUAGAUAUAGAAGGUUCCCACCCGCACUGAUUUCUAAUUUACCAGAUCUUGGAAGCGCAGUUUAUGCCGAUGAACUCACUCACUUGGUUGACGAGGUAGCUUGGAAUAUUACCAUCAAAAGUAACCAUCUCCCCUCAGGAUUAGUUUUAUGGAUGGGCGACAUUAAAAGUGGUUCAGAAACGGUAAAACUUGUUCAGAAGGUGAAAAAAUGGUACGAUUCACAUACACCGGAAAGUUUAGAGGUAUAUGCAGAGCUUGAUCAUGCAAAUUCUAGGUUCAUGGAGGGACUUUCUAAAUUAGACAAUCUAUAUGAGUCUAAUAACGAUUAUUGUGCCGAAGUGUUUGAGUCAAUAGAAAAGAAUGAUUCCACUUGUCAAAAGUAUUCGGAAAUUACGGAUGUUAGGGACGCUGUUGCUACGAUUAGACGUUGUUUCAGAAAGAUAACAGAAGAAGCUGGAGCUGACAUCGAACCGCCUGUACAAACAAAAUUGUUGGAUGAUUGCCAGACUUUGAAAGGUGUUCUUACAUGCUUAAUACCUGGUGCUGGUGGUUUUGAUGCCAUUGCAGUGAUUGCGACGCAAAGUGUUGACCUCAGAGCUCAAACUGCAGGCGAUGAAAGGUUUUCUAGUGUACAAUGGUUAGAUGUAUCCCAAGCUAAUUGGGGUGUCGGAAAAGAAGAGGAUCCAGAAACAUAUCUAGAUAAAUAG
Molecule: messenger RNA, 1356 nt
Organism: Saccharomyces kudriavzevii IFO 1802
Lineage: Eukaryota; Fungi; Ascomycota; Saccharomycetes; Saccharomycetales; Saccharomycetaceae
Gene: ERG8
Product: phosphomevalonate kinase
Exons: 1
Coding region: 1-1356 (451 amino acids)
Biological process (GO): isopentenyl diphosphate biosynthetic process, mevalonate pathway; ergosterol biosynthetic process
Cellular component (GO): peroxisome
Molecular function (GO): phosphomevalonate kinase activity; ATP binding
Source: RefSeq, a predicted model, not a curated record